Molecule: messenger RNA, 4706 nt
Organism: Acanthaster planci (crown-of-thorns starfish)
Lineage: Eukaryota; Metazoa; Echinodermata; Asteroidea; Valvatida; Acanthasteridae
Product: growth/differentiation factor 8-like
Cellular component (GO): extracellular region
Molecular function (GO): cytokine activity; growth factor activity
Source: RefSeq, a predicted model, not a curated record
CACUAAUUUGUUUUGCGGGAUCAGCUGUUGAGCGCCAUGCAACGAGGGCGCCUCGUAUGUAUAAAAGUGGCCGGGCACCCCUUGUUUCUUCCCUUAAGCUUCUCGCGAUCAGCUGUCUAGCUCGCUCGUCCUAAGCUGCAGAGAGGAGUCUGAUGAGACUUGGCGUGUUCAGCAUCGCCUGAUCAGAACCUGCGAGAAAUCGCCCCGCAAAAUGAAGCACCUGCAAGUUGUACUACCCGUUGCCCUGAUGCUGCAGUUUUUUUAUCUGGCGUGUUUAGCAGUGCAGCUACCUAAUUCAAAGUACGGUCAAUACAACCUGGCCGAGAAUGGGAACACCGUCCGAGGCAAACCGAUGAAGGGAUCACCGGGGCAGUCCCGGCCAGGUCCACAAGAGGAGGAGGAGGACAGUGAAUCGGAGGGCCCUGGGUCGGGACAGGCAACCAUCACAGAUUCUGGUGUCCUCAACAGAACUGCCUCUGCGGACGAGGACCACAGAGCUAGAUGCGGCGCUUGCGAGAUGCGAGAGCACCAGAAGGCCCUGCGCAUCCAGUCCAUUAAGGAACAGAUUCUGAGGAAACUAAAUCUCAAGUCGGUUCCGAACAUCACCAUGCCGAUUCCUAAGAUACCACCUUUGCAGCAGCUUAUGGGAGGGCAGGACCCAGACAUGAGCGCUAUGCAAGGGGAUGCACCUGUCCAUGGACAGUUCAGAAUGGCCCACACGGACGAAUACGACUCAUCACCACACUACGGGGCCACCACCAAACGAAUUUUCACAUUCGCAAAGCCAACACCUCCAGAAUUGAAUCUAGAAGAUGCCUCGAUAUGCUUCUUCGAUGUCCAGGGCAAGACCGACGGCUACGUGGUCUCAAAGGCCACCCUUUACUUCUACAUCCAACCGGCUAAAGUUCUUCAGACCACAGUGCACACGAUGAGCGUGAGCCGUGUGGUCAUGAUGAAAGGCAGUCGGGGGCUGAUCAAGCUGGAUACGGUGAGGGAAGAGAAGAUUGUUCUCAGCUCUCAGCACGGCGAAUGGCAGAGCGUGGAGCUGACCGACGUUGUGACCGAGUGGAUUGAGAACCCUGGAACAAACUCGGGGGUGAAGAUCGAGCUGUACGAUGAUGGACGAAACUCCGUGGUUGUCACUGGACUGACGGAUGAUGAAGAGACCAAGAAACCCUUCUUACAGUUGAGGCUACAUGAUGCCAGGAGACGACGAAGUCGGCGCGCUGCAGGCCUGAUCUGCAUGGAGAAUCAGCCCACGGAGCGCUGCUGCCGUUAUCCUCUUCGAGUGGUCUUCGCCGACUUUCAGUGGGACUGGAUUCUGAUUCCGAAGGCCUACGAGGCGAAUUACUGCUCUGGUCUGUGCCCAAGGAUGCGUCUCCAGCAGUACACUCAUACCAAGAUCAUGUCUAUGGUCAACCCUCCUCCCGACGGCUACAUGGGCCCGUGCUGCUCUGCCAGCGACAUGGCCCCACUUACAGUGCUCUACUUUGAUGAAAACGCCGACAUCAAGUACAGUCUAUUAACCAAUAUGAAAGUUGAGUCCUGUAGCUGUGCAUAAAUGGGCAAUGAUUCUAAAGUGGGCACACUACAUAGGCCUACAUGGCUGGUUUGUUUCUAAAGCACGUGAAGUUCAAUCCCUGGCAGUACUAUCACAACGCGGAUGGAUAUCAAAUAUCCAAUGUGCCAAGCCGGCACUAUUUUUUGUUGUUGUUGCAAAACAGUACUGUGAUCCAAUAGAUGUCUUUUGAUGCAAAAUGUUCGCAUGUUUUGAAGCUACUGCCAACCUUGAAUAUCACAGAUUUAUCCAUAUUUAAUGAUAAGGCAGACUAAAAGAGAAAACUGAACUGCAGUGCCGGAAUACAGCACACGUAGUUUGUUGGUUUCAAAAUAGCAUGGUGUCUGCAUCCCACCAAUGUUCGUUUGCUGGUGCUAAACGAACACUAAAAGAAGUUCAGACAUUGCUACCAGGGGGACAUAUUGAUUCUCUGUUAAAUAAAACGAACGAAACAACUUCCGACAAAGUAGUUCCAACAAAGUACAUGUGGUAUCGUGCUCCUUUGGUUGAUGAUUUACAUCAACAACUUCUUGGGACUUUGCCAAAAGAUGGUCGCCUUGUCUUUGUGACAAAAAGCAAAUUACAGCUUUGUUUAUGCAAAUUAAUAAGAUACAUAUGUAAUUCUAGCUUUUAAACAUCUGACUGGUAUCCUGAAGGUUCUAGCGACGACAUCGCACUCUAUGAAAUGUUACAAGAAGCACCAUCUUUAGCUUACGCGUCAGGUAAACACGAAGGGGCACCUGGGUUAACAGUUUUGGCGAAAUAUUUGUGGAUGUUGUCAGCCAUGUUCGUUAGCUGGUUCCAACGAACUCUAAAAGCAAGCAGGGUCAGCAUAAUAGAGCUAUUCAAAUCUAUAUUUUAUUAUUUUUUUAUUUGUUUUACGAGCAGGUUUGCAGGGUGUUGGUCUGUCGUUCAUGACCUUUACAAUAAAUGCAAAAUUGUGUGAAUGGUAACAGUAAUAUCUUGCUAUAGUGCAUGAAGGUAAAUCCACCAUUCACUUGUAAUGUAUGAUUUAAAAUUAAACUUAAAGUGCUUUCGCAAAUUUGAUAACAACUGAGGUAUUUUAAAGGCCAUGAUGUCUUGUAGUUCAUUUAGAAGACUUUGACAUUAUAUAAAUGUAAUGAACUAACAAGGUGGACAGGCCAUUAUAACAUUCUUAAACAUUGAUUGGAAAGAAUGCAUUGUCUGCAAGACUUUCACUUGCUAUCCAAAUAUUUAGAGUUUUUAAGUAUGGGUAUUCAACUGUAGCACUGCUUUCUGUUCAUUUUCUUUUCAACUUUGUGGUUAAGGUCUUCGACGUAAUGCAAUCCCUAAUCAUGCAUCUGCCAAAUCUCCAAGUAAUGCUCCAAUUCAUAUAUCGUAUUUAGACUGUGCCUAAUGAAUUGUCCGCAUUGCUGUUGGUGGUUACCUAGAAGUGUGUGAAUAAAGGGAAUAAUGCGUACACCCGAGCUAUUUUAGUUCCAAUCACCAUGGACAAAUGAAGAUAAUUGAGGUUCCCUCCUAAUUUUUGACACUCUGGUAAAUUUACAGUAUUACAAAAUACUGCGUGGUAUCUCACACUGGUAGGAAUUCUGAACGUUCCUGACACCUGCCGUUCAAAAUAUUGAAGAAUCUGAAUAAAAUUUGUCAAUUUUUUUUGUAAUUAAGUCUGGUGUCCUUUACAAGACAAGGGACUUGAAAUGCACAGGUGGGUAGACGAGCUAUCAACAACACAAACAGAAUGAAACUAACGUUGCACUUGAAUCGUGAUUAACCGGGGGGGGAAAGGGGCCACGCCCCCUCUUAAAGCAAAACUAAUUUUGACUCCAAAAUGAGAAAGGCUAUUUUUUGGUCUAUCUUCCAAAGCGUGUGAAAAGCUCCAAAAUGUAGCCUAAACCCUCAGAAUGACCAUAAAAGGUUACAUAAAGCAAUUCCAGAUUUUUGCCCACGCCCCCAAAAUGUGGCUUUAGGAUCGCCCCUUGACUUACACUUGGUUUUAUUUUUGAGGCUGAAAUUGGAUUAAUAAAUAAAAUUGUGCAAUCUUUGAACGAGGCUUGAAGGAGGUGGACAAAGUACUUAGAGGAUUAGCUAACAAUCAUAAGUAAUCACAUUGAGUAACGCUUUGCAGGUUAAGUAUUUUGGAGAAACCGACGACAAUCGUUCGUACAUUUUGAUCUAUGUAAUAGGCUAACAAGUUAACUAUUCAGAAUGUGCUAAUUCAAAGUUGCAAUCUGUCAAAUUGUGACCCUUGCUCCAUGAAGUAUCUAAGCAUUGAUGUAACAGCCGUUUCACAAGUUAGCCAUCUUAAUGGACAUUUCGAUAAAGCCGUUUUGAUAAGAAGUAGGCCCCUAUUAAGCGCUUGUGGACAAAACGUGUAUGCUUACAAAAAAGACUCUACGAAAGCAGCUAACUUUACAAAUAAAAGGUUUUCAUGGAUAACACCCCCGGAUGAAGGAAGACAAUAUACCUGUCCUUGCCCUUCGAUUGUGUUGAACAAAGCAUAGGCCAAAAAUCAACAUACCCAUUAUUGCAGUGCAUGUAGGAAAGCUGGAAGUACUCUGGCAGUGAGUUAUUGAAAUGAAGUGAACUUGCAAAACCAUUGUAGGACUUGAUAGCUUAACUAAGCCAAUGAUUCACGGUGAAAAGGCAGCGGUAACUCAAGUGAAGUGCAACAGGUGUCGAAAUUCAACUUCCGUGUUUUGGGCUUGAAAUUUUGACCCAUUUAUUGCACCAAGUAAGAUCUAAGCUUUCCCCAACAACCAGUUCAAACGUGGGCCAAGGAAUAUUAUUAAUGAUUCAUUGAAUCCGAGUGAGAAAGAAGCAGUUGUUAAACCACUGUGUUUCUAUGAUGUUGUGUCAAGUUUAUUCAUCACAAGUGUGGCAGGCUGAAAUUACACCAUGCUGAAUUUACCUACAGGCUGCUUGAGCUUAAAGGACUACACGCGCAUGCUCUUUUUGCCAACUUCGUUGGGUAAUUUCGGCAAGGGGCUGAUUCUGCAGCACUGAACUACACGAUUCAUUAUAUCAGUAGACACUAAAUCCAAAAUAGGUGGUUACUUUUCCGAGGUCUUUCAAAGAUGGUUGGUUACUAAUUGUUUGGAGCAGCAUACAGAGCUUUAUUCAGUAUUAAAGAAUAUGCACACCUAGUCAGUGUGUAAGAGAAACUGAA